Molecule: messenger RNA, 1290 nt
Organism: Stegodyphus dumicola
Lineage: Eukaryota; Metazoa; Arthropoda; Arachnida; Araneae; Eresidae
Gene: Hip1
Product: Huntingtin interacting protein 1
Biological process (GO): actin filament organization; clathrin coat assembly; endocytosis
Cellular component (GO): cortical actin cytoskeleton; clathrin-coated vesicle
Molecular function (GO): phosphatidylinositol-3,4-bisphosphate binding; clathrin light chain binding; actin filament binding
Source: RefSeq, a predicted model, not a curated record
CGGUGUAAUACAUCUGUAAGACUUUCUGGAGCGUAAAUUGUUUAUAAUAUGUUUGACGUUUAUUUGAUUGCUUGUAACCGGUUUCCAGUGUUAAAAUUUAAAAAUGGUUUAUAAAGCAGACCUUAUAUACAUCUGCAUGAGACCCUUUCAGAUUAGAAUUUCCUUGUGUCAAUUAGACCAAGGCGGAAAUUGUUGAAUUCCUUUCUUUCACAUUUUUUUUUUUAAAUUCUUGAGAGUGUUUGUUUUUGUAAAGAAAUUGGUGAUUGAGAGAGCAUGUGCGCUUUACCACUCUCUAAAGUUCUUCCACAAAGGAAAACCAACAGUUUGGAUGCAGAAAGAGAGAAUUUUGAAAGAUCUCAGAGUGUGAGUAUAUCUAAAGCUAUUAAUUGUCAGGAAUCACCUGUGAAGGAGAAACAUGUUCGAUCUGCUAUUAUUGGAACUUUCAAUGAAAAAGGUGCUGGAACAUUUUGGAGUGUUGUUUUAAAGUUAUCAUUGCGAGGAAAUCCGAUAGUUUGUUGGAAGUUUUGUCAUGUCUUGCACAAAGUUUUAAGAGAAGGACAUCCAAAUGCAAUUUUAGAUUCUCAAAAAUAUAAAUCCAGCUUAAAAGAUUUAGGAAAGCAGUGGGGUCUUCUGAAAGAUGGAUAUGGGCGUUUAAUCCAAUGCUACUGUACUCUUUUAAUUGCUAAAUUAGAAUUUCAUCAUAGAAAUCCACGUUUUCCUGGCAAUUUAUCGGUAACUGAUGAAGAAUUAGAUGACAUAGGGGAAAGAGAUGUUAAUGUAUUCUUUCAACUGAGUUGUGAAUUUUUUGACUACAUGGAUGAAAUUUUGAUGCUUCAAUCAUCAGUUUUUGGUUCAUUGGAUAUGUCAAGAUCAAAUUCCAUGACAAAUUGUGGCCAGUGUCGACUUGCACCUUUAAUUCCUUGUAUUCAAGAUUCAAGUCAGUUGUAUGAUUAUACAGUUAAAGUGCUUUUUAAACUUCAUUCAGCUUUGCCACCUGACACAUUAACUGGACACAGAGAGCGUUUCCUGAAACAGUUCAAAUCUUUACAACAGUUUUAUGUGAGUGCGAGUAAUCUUCAAUAUUUUAAGCAUCUGAUUCAUGUACCAUUACUUCCUGAGAAUCCUCCAAAUUUUCUGGUAGCUUCUGAUUUAAGUGCACAUGUGAGUCCUGUAGUAAUUUUACCUCCACAUACAGAUACUCCAGAAAAUGAAACUGUAGAUAUGAAUCUGGUUGAUACAACUGUGCCAAAAUCAUGUGUAAGUUAAAAAAAAAAAAAAAAAAAAAAAAAA